Molecule: messenger RNA, 1173 nt
Organism: Penicillium waksmanii
Lineage: Eukaryota; Fungi; Ascomycota; Eurotiomycetes; Eurotiales; Aspergillaceae
Exons: 5
Coding region: 1-1173 (390 amino acids)
Source: RefSeq, a predicted model, not a curated record
AUGCCAGCUGGGUUGUCAGUGGCCGUUUUAGUGGUUACAUGGGCAGAGACAUGUGUCGGUCUGAUAUUUCUGACGCUGCGCUUUUUGAGCAGCUGGAAGUUUACCGGCCGCUUUCGAUGGGAUUUUUGGAUCGCAACGCUAGCGGUGGCAACCGAGGCCGUCGCCCAGAUCUUUCUUCAACUGUCAGUCAACGCAGGCAUGGGCGACCACGCUGCGGAGUUAUCAGAAGCGAAUUUAGUCGAAGCAUUGAAAUGGGGUUGGGUGUUUCAACUGCUAGCUAUUGCCGCAAGUAUGCUCGGUAAGCUAGCAAUCCUGGCAUUUCUGAUGCAGCUUCGCGGCCGGCAUUUUUCCAAACCAUGGCUAUUGAUUAUACUUGGUUUGCUGAUAUUUUCGAUCAACAUCACUGUGAUGGGAACAAUUCUUGGCCAGUGUUCCCCUAUGGAGAAAUUGUGGAAUGAUGAUCUUCCAGGGACAUGCAAUCCAGGACGCAAGGUGAACCAGAACUAUUCAUUUUUUCAAGCUAGUUUCAACGUUUUCUGCGACGCUGCGUUGGCUACAUACCCGGUCCAUCUGUUCUGGAGUCUUCAGAUGAAGUGGCGAAUCAAAGUCGCACUCUCUACUCUCAUGGGUCUAGGAUGGAUAGCUGCAGUGUGCUCCGCGUUCAAAUGCUACGAAUUAAGGACUCUGACCAAGACCAAGGAUGUCACUUACGCUCUGUCCCGGCUUCUCAUUUGGGCUUCAACCGAAGCUUGGAUUGUGAUCGUCGUCGGCUGCGUUCCGCCUAUUAGACCUUUAAUGGAAUGGGUCCUUCAACAUCUCGGCUUCACCAACAAGGAAAAUUCAUACCGCCACAAUGAUCAGAGGCCCAGUGCCUACGCCACUUAUGGUAGGAAUCAGUCACAUGUUAUUAGCCACUCAAACUAUCAGAGAGACCGCAAAACGCUCAGGCCCGGAGCGGAUGAGUUGGAGUGGGUGGAACUUCCAGAUAGGAGGAUUUCAAGUGACAGCAAAGGUCAGAUUCUGAAUGAUACAGACAUCAUCGUGACAACAGAAUUCAGAACACAGUUCGAGGAGCACGAGCCUCCUCACCCUAGAUCCUCUCGCGGAAGCCAGACUUCGGCCGAGUGUGGGGGUGUUCGAGGGCCUAGCACGGAUACUAAGAAUGUGAUUUAA